Molecule: messenger RNA, 1811 nt
Organism: Aaosphaeria arxii CBS 175.79
Lineage: Eukaryota; Fungi; Ascomycota; Dothideomycetes; Pleosporales
Exons: 1
Coding region: 310-1713 (467 amino acids)
Source: RefSeq, a predicted model, not a curated record
CACCAUGCUGGGGUAUACCAGUCACCUAGCACACUAAUCGCUGUAAUACGAACCAUCUUGACUGGCAUUCACUCUCGUUAUUCCACACCAUUGGCUGCUCCUAGCAAAUCGUGCAAUGUGCAGGGUCUCUGUCGAGGAGAAGGAAACGACAUCUGCAAGCCUUAGCGACCGGUGAGACACAGGCUGCUAAACAUGCGAGUGAUUGGGCUUCGCUGUCAGAAGUUUAAUAAGGCGACUGGUACGCCGCGAGAGCGAGGCUUUCGCCAGCCUCGUCGUCGCUCGAGAUAGUCCAACGGUUCUGCGCCCAGUAUGGCUUUCCUGUGGCUCUCGGCAGUCAUUUUCUCGCUGCUUGUCCAUCUCCAAUGCGCAAGUGCUUCGUUCUGGACUGUCACGUCAAAUUAUCAGUUUGAGUACUCGGUAUUCACAUACGGAAUUUCUGACGACUCGUCCACCACAUAUACGACUACUAAUACGAUCAAUCCGACCGUAACGCCAACUGCGCAACCUGCCUCGAGGACCACCGACGUGAGCACAUACUACAACGUCGACUAUGUCUCCGUCUACUACCCUCCCAACGCCGUUCCAUCAACCGAUCUCCUGUCAACUGGGCUUCCGUUGACUUCGACGAAGGGUUAUGUUUACAAGAUGAUGGUCACUUAUACUGCCCCGACGCAUUGCACGAGCAGCUUCACGGCCGUCGAAUCGGAAUACGUUGUCAUACCCACUGAUGUAGAAGACCAAGUCACCGGAUUCUCCACGGAGGAUAACGGGCUCGCGACGACCGUCUGGUUGAAUCAAGACCAGGCGCCAUUCACGUCCUCGACCGCGUAUUAUUACACGAAUUUCGUCCAGUACUGUAGGAAGCCCAGCAGUUCGCUCGGGAAACCGUCCGGAGGCGGAGGAGGUGGACGAUGUGGUGACGGCGAUUGCGUCGACAUGUACGACUUGGCCAUCGUCCUAGCGACCACCAUACCGGCUACCUUCUUCCUCGUGGGGUUCCUGGAAAGCUGGAUCUGGUUCCGCCGAUUGAUGCUGGGGAAGGGAUGUCUGCGAGGCGGGACUAUAUGCUGGGUCUUCAUCAGCCUGUUGGUUUUGUGCUUCACGCGCACCCAGUCGUCGCGGUCAGCCGAAGAUCAGAAGUUGCUGCGGGAGCAAUGGAGCAAGAUGGGUUCCGGGCGGGCGUUCAAACUGUGGUGGAAGUGGGGGUUCCGACGUAAAUAUCCACAGGAGUUGCUGGGACCGUAUUCCAAAAACACGGUCGGCAUCACGCCGCCGAAUCCAAACGUGCUACUACUUCACCCGGCAUAUGCUGCCCCCGGUAACGUCGCAUACGGGCCUCCUCCUCCCGCUCCUGCUCCUGCUCCUAGUACCCCAGGGAACGUCAUGUACGGUUCCCCUCCUCCAGGGCCGCCUGUGUUUUGGAGCACGCAACCACCCAGUGUCUCAGGUACAACUAUUAUGUAUGGAAUUCCUCCUCCAGGGCAGUCGGUAUAUUGGAGCACCCAGCCACCGCAUCCUGGGCAAGCAACGUCGCCGCCUCCGAUGCAACAGUACGGACAGCCUAUGCAACCUCCAGCACCGUAUGAUAACGCAGGAGGCAUCGGCACGGCACCAUCACCACAACCAUACCAACAAUAUCCGAUACCACCAUCCUCUGAGAAGGAUCCUUCUACAGUCACAGAGACGCGAGGGACACCGCCCCCUAAGCAAUAGUGCGAUCAUGUACAUACAUCAGUCAUAAAUGCAUAGUGUGAUAAUUGAAGUACUUUAUUAAUACCAAUGGUUUAAUCAAAUAUGCGAGAUUGCGCAGA